AUGACAAGUAGGAAUCAAGCAAGAAGAGGUGGUAACAAGCGUGAGAGGCCAGAUGAAUGGGCUACUGAUGCACGUGAUGCUGCACUUCUCCAAAAUGAGGCAUUUGCGAUGUAUUACAAAGUUAAUCACAUCGUGCCUGAGUCUGAAUGGGAUUCCUUUAUGAACUGCUUGCGCACUAGUCUACCCAUGGCACUUCGGGUGAACCUCAUUACACCUAAUUCAGAGGCUAUUAUUACGCAAGUAGAGAGUCUUUUGAGCAGUGUUUUCCAAGUGAGACGACUUUCUUUCUUUCCACACCAAAUGGCAUUGCAAUGCGAUGUAAGCCGUGGGGAUUUAAAGCGUAAUGUGACCUACAAAUCGAUUAAGAAACUCAUUGCGGCACUCAACGAAGGAGGGUAUCUAACCCGUCAGGAGGCCGUUAGCAUGAUUCCCGUCAUUUCACUUCAGGUUAGGCCUGGGGAUCGCGUACUGGACCUAUGCGCCUCACCAGGCAGCAAGACCUCCCAGAUACUUGAGAUUCUACUGUCCCAGUCUCAGACGGGUGUGGUGGUCGCGAACGACGUGAACGCGUCGCGGCUGGACGUGCUUCAGCACCAGACCAAUCGUCUGGCGGGUGCCCAUUCCCACCUCAUUGUGACACAAUACGACGCGGCCCGCUUCCCCUCUCUUUCCCCCGAGGACCGCUUUGACCGUGUGUUGUGUGAUGUGGUCUGCUCCGGCGAUGGGACGCUGCGGAAGUCGGUGGACAUGUGGCCGCGAUGGAAUUCGGUGAAAGGGGCGGACUUGCACUUCAUUCAAACACGCAUUCUGAUGCGCGGGAUGGAGCUGUGUAAAAAAGGUGGCAUUGUGGUCUACUCCACCUGUAGUUUGAACCCGGUUGAGGAUGAGGCGGUCGUCUCCGAAUGUCUGCGUCGUGCAAAAGGACGGUUUUGCCUCAUCGACACGGAGCCGCUGUUGCCAGGGCUCAAGUCAUCCCCAGGACUCUCAACGUGGAGCCUUACCAGUAAGGGGAUGGAUGCCAAUUUCCAUGAUUUCGAGGAGGCUAAGGCGUAUAUGGAUGCCUCACAGCCUCGAAAGGGGUUUCAGUAUAAGAGAAGUAUGUUCCCCAACCCUGAGGAACUUCGGGAGCAAAACAUCCACUUCUCACGUCGUAUUUUGCCGCAUACACAGGAUACAGGUGGCUUUUUCGUAGUGGCGAUGGUGUGCAUUGAAGAGAUGGAGACAAGCAUACCUCCAACUACGGACGAGGAGCCAGCGGUCAUUAGACCCAUUUCAGACUCCUUGCGCACAUCUAUUCAGAAUGCGUUUCGUCUUCCUGAUUCGUUUCCUUAUGAUAAGCUUCUAUGCCGCAAUGAAGUUGCCAGAGAGCAAAAAAUAUACUACGCGAACGUACCAACAAUUGAGCUUAGUGCCAAGCUUGGAGGUCGUGUAGUGAGUGUUGGAUCCAAAAUUUUUGAGGCGUACGCCAAGUAUAGCAACGAUAAGCUGCGUUUCCACGCAGAAGGGGUCUCAACUUUGGAGAGCCUGCUACCCCCUAAUUUUGUGUAUCAAGCAGAUCCACAGCUCUUCGUGGAUGUGGCACAAAACACGCCUAUGAAAUCAGGAGCAUUCCGCGCGCGAUUGAAUCUCCCACCGGAGGAGGCAAUGAUGCCAUAUUUUCUACUCUCGACCAGGGUCAAGCUCGUAGGGUUGUUGUAUGCCGUGGUAGAGUUUUCUACAAGGGUCGACCAGGUCAUCGUGAGGGUGGCGGACUGGCAGGUGACACUCUGCAAGCAGGACUUGGAGUUGCCCAUAGUUGCUUCUUCCACUGCAAAUGAUGCCGAUAAAGAUGACUUUUGA
This is a messenger RNA of Phytomonas sp. Hart1, 1839 nucleotides long. The record is from the annotation of a GenBank genome assembly. NCBI's taxonomy places the organism in Eukaryota, Euglenozoa, Kinetoplastea, Trypanosomatida, Trypanosomatidae.